AACCGGACGAAUAGCUACUGAAGAUUUUUUGAUUGCAAUCGAUUCUAAAGAUUUUCGUCAAGAUCCAUAUGUUGCACGUAAACGUGCUGCACUUAAAUCCAAAGUUCUUGAAUAUGGAACCAGUUUCAUUACAAUCGAAGAAUUUAUCGAAGUUCUAAAUCAAAAACAAAAUCUAAAUGAAAUAUUUCGUUGUUUUACAAUACCUGGAUUACGAACAACAACAACAACCAAAACAACAACAACAAAUAUGACAAACAUUUAUCAUAAUUAUCUUUAUAAUAAUUUUUCAAAUGAUUUUUAUCGAUCACAUCAUUAUCAUGAAGAUGUUAUUAGUAGACAUAGACAGAUUAAUAAUUGGAAUAAACAACAACAACAACAACAACAACAAUCGUCGCAACAACAACAACAACAACAAUUGCGACAACAACAACAACAAAUACAGCAUCAUCCAUCAUCAAUAUCACCAAUAAUGAUAACUAAUCAAACGAAUUUCGAUGUUGAAAAUCAAAAUCAUCCAGCGGCAACAACAACAACAAUUUCACCACAAUUUGGUGGUGAUUUAAGUUUACCAAGUUAUUCGGCUAUUUUACCAUCAUCAAUAGGUCCGAUACCAUCGUCAUCAUCUUCAUCAUCAAACGGUAGCCGUUUGGUUGAAUUGCAAGAUUUUCAAAUAUUGCCCAAUAACAACAACAACUCGGUUACAACAACAACAAAUCAAUCACCAUAUUGUCAAUCGAUUCAUUUUGAUCCAAAUCAACAUUAUUAUCAUCAUCAUCCUCAAGUGCAAUUGCUUCAACAACAACAAUUAUCAUCAAAAACACCAAUGUUACCACCGUCAUCAACAUCCCAGUCAUCCUCAUCCAAAUCAUCAAUGAAAAAAAUAUUCAAUAAAAUGACCCGUACGGUUGCUAAACAUUUUCUUGAUGAUGAACGUGAUCGUAAAUAUUAUGCCGAUAUGUAUUCAUGUAUGCCACCACCAUUUUUCAUACUGACCAUAACAUUAGUUGAAUUAAUAUUUUUCGCUUAUUAUACAAUCGUAAAUCAAAUUGAAUUAACAACAUCUGGUCCAAUACCCACGGAUUCAAUAUUUAUUUAUCGUCCAGAUAGAAAAAAUGAAAUUUGGAGAUUUUUCCUGUAUAUGGUUUUACAUGCUGGUUGGUUACAUUUAAUUUUUAAUUUAAUUGUACAAUUAUUGGUUGGAUUACCACUGGAAAUGGUACAUGGAUCAACACGUAUUGGUAUUGUUUAUAUGUCAGGUGUAUUAGCUGGUUCAUUAGCAACAUCAGUAUUUGAUCCAAAUUGUUACUUGGUUGGUGCUUCAGGUGGUGUUUAUGCAUUAUUAGCUGCACAUUUAUCCAAUGUUCUACUAAAUUAUAAUCAUUUGGAAAUGGGAUUAUUACGUGUAUUGGGUGUAUUUUUAAUAGCAUCAGUUGAUGUUAGUAUUGCCAUAUAUCAUCGUUAUGCUAUUCAAUCGGAUAUUAUUAUGUUUCAAUCGCAACCAGAAUCAAUAUCAUAUGUUGCACAUUUAGCCGGUGCAUUAGCUGGUUUAACAAUCGGUUUAUUGGUGUUGAAAAAUUUUGAACAAAAACUUCAUGAACAAUUAUUAUGGUGGAUGGCAUUAGGUGUUUAUACUGCAUGUAUCAUUUUGGCAUUAUUAUUCAAUAUUAUCAAUUGAAAAUCAAAAACAAAAACAAGAAGCUAGUCCAUUUGUGAUCGCUGCAAGCAAAAAAACAAAAUAAAAUUUUUAUUGG
Messenger RNA from Dermatophagoides pteronyssinus (European house dust mite), 1751 nucleotides. RefSeq names its product rhomboid-related protein 2-like. Gene Ontology annotation, molecular function: serine-type endopeptidase activity. The record is from RefSeq and is a predicted model, not a curated record. Gene Ontology annotation, cellular component: membrane. Lineage: Eukaryota; Metazoa; Arthropoda; Arachnida; Sarcoptiformes; Pyroglyphidae.